Molecule: messenger RNA, 183 nt
Organism: Cajanus cajan (pigeon pea)
Lineage: Eukaryota; Viridiplantae; Streptophyta; Magnoliopsida; Fabales; Fabaceae
Source: RefSeq, a predicted model, not a curated record
AUGAUCAGUGGGUUUUGUAAAGAGAGCUUGUUUGAUGAAGUUUUGACCAUGUUGUCAAUGAUGGAAGAUUUUGGUUCAGAUGUUGUAACUAAUGAAAUAAUUAUUUAUGCUCUCUUUAAAGAAAAUGAAAAUCAUAUGGCAGAGAAACUUCUUCGUAUAGUGAUUGCUAGAGGCUUAUUGUAG